Messenger RNA from Fraxinus pennsylvanica, 561 nucleotides. The record is from the annotation of a GenBank genome assembly. Lineage: Eukaryota; Viridiplantae; Streptophyta; Magnoliopsida; Lamiales; Oleaceae.
AUGGUGUGCAUCCGGAAGGCUACAGUUGAUGACCUCCUGGCCAUGCAGGAAUGCAAUCUGUUCUGCCUGCCAGAAAACUACCAAAUGAAAUACUAUUUCUAUCACAUCCUCUCCUGGCCGCAAUUACUUUACGUGGCUGAGGACUACAAUGGGAAGAUAGUCGGGUAUGUUUUGGCCAAAAUGGAAGAGGAGAGCUCUGAAUGCCAUGGACACAUCACCUCCCUUGCCGUCCUCAGGACCCACAGGAAACUCGGCCUCGCCACUAAGCUCAUGAUCGCUGCCCAAAACGCCAUGGAACAGGUAUAUGAGGCAGAGUAUGUGUCACUUCAUGUGAGGAAAAGCAAUCGGGCUGCAUUUAAUUUGUAUACUGAAACACUAGGGUACAAGAUUCAUGAUGUGGAGGCAAAGUAUUAUGCAGAUGGGGAGGAUGCUUAUGAUAUGAGAAAGCAACUCAAAGGUAAGAAGCGUCAUCACCACCAUCACCAUCAUGGAGGUGGGUGUUGUUCUGGGGAUUCGAAAACAGAAGAGGGGACUGGAGUGCCAGAAGCCAAAGCAGAGUGA